Messenger RNA from Chelonus insularis, 15139 nucleotides. RefSeq lists its product as uncharacterized. Gene Ontology annotation, biological process: regulation of gene expression. The coding region runs from base 1569 to 14690 and encodes 4373 amino acids. The transcript is spliced from 9 exons. Gene Ontology annotation, cellular component: nucleus. The record is from RefSeq and is a predicted model, not a curated record. NCBI's taxonomy places the organism in Eukaryota, Metazoa, Arthropoda, Insecta, Hymenoptera, Braconidae.
UCACAAAACGUAAAAUUUCUUUCAAUAAAAUAUAAUUAUUAAUUUGUUCUGUAAAUUUAAACCAAUUAAAUAAUUAAAAAGUUCAUUUUCUGAUGGAAAAAAUGCAAAUAAAUAAAAAUUGGUGUAAAAUCAUUGAUAAUAUUUUAGUUAAUAGUGUUAUUGACUUAAUUAUCAAUCAAGUAACUGAAACGGGUAUUGAGUUAUUUGCGAGCUCCUGUAAUUUUUUAUUUUUUCUGUAUUCAUUAUUGAUAAAAGAAAAAAACUAGAAGAAACAAAAAAAUAGAGGGAAAAAAAUAUUUUUUAAAUAAAAUAAAAAUAAAUGGAAAAAUGUUUGGCAUUCAGCAAAUUUACAAAGUAAAAGAACUAAAUCGAUAUUGAGUGCUGCUUAUUGUAAUUAUUUUUUUCUUUUUUACCAUUAACACUAAAAACACUUGAAUAUUUUUAAUAAAAUAUUUAUUUUCUUGCAUAGUUGAACACCGCUAAUAUAAUGUCCGUUUAAUAAAAUUUUCUACUCUUCGGCUGAUUCAAUGAUAAUGACGUAUUUGAUUAUUAUAGUAUUAAUUUAUAACACUCAACGAUGAUAAAAGUAAUAUUUUAUAAACAAAAGAGUGGAUUCAAAAAUCAUUCUUUAAAGUGAUAAUCAGUUAAUGAUAAUUUUUGUUGACGUUAAAAUGUAAUUCUAUGUUUAAUGUUUUACUUUAAUGUGGCAGUGAUAUUUUGUUUGAAAAGUAGUGAAAAAUAUUCAAACAAUUGAAAAGCAAAAGCUUAGUCAACACAGAUUUUGUACAUAAAUGAAAUUCGUAAAAAUUAAAGCAAUUGAAUACUAAUGAAAAAAUUUUAAGAAAAUUGCCAAAUUGUCGGUGCAUGUAUUGACUCGAUCUUUUGUAAAUAAAGUUAUGAACAUGUAAAAAUCCAUAAACUCAUAAUAAAUAAAAAUAUGGAUUGCAUUUGCAGGAUACAAAUACAUGAGGACAUUUUACUCUUAAACUCAUGGCUGUCAUUACUUGAUUAAUAAUGUUUAAAUAAAUAAACAUUACAGGAACAAGGAUAGACUAUUUUUUGAUUUUAGAAGAAUUUCCAAGAAGAUUGUUUAUUCCUUAAUCGUUAUAAUAAAUUUAAUAUUAUCAAUCGUGUAAUGAUAUUCGUGAAAAUAACCAAGUAAGUAAUUUUAUUAGUUUUCAUACAGAUUUUAAAAAUUUAAAUCUUCGACAAACUUCGAGAAUGGCGCCACUAUUAGCCGAACUUUGCCGAAGAUGAACUCCCUCUAAUUAGUGACGAUUGUACUAAUAUGUCCUAAGAUGGCGGAUCUACCUCGGGAGCGUUAAUAUCUGUCUCUCCGUAUAAUUUGUUUUAUUUUUGUUAAUUACGUUUAUAAAUAAUUUUAAUAUAAUGUAAGUGUUUAUUGUAUACCGUUACAUCGGUGAAAGUUAGUAAAGCUUAAUAAAUAUAUUAAUUUUACCAGAUAGUAGUCGCCAAUGAUUGAUUUAUACUAUCUGGCAUAGAAUGAAAGUAUUGAUAUUGGAUGUAACAGAAGUUUUAGUAGGUGAAGAAAAGAAAUCUCUAUCAAGAUGGAUGAAUAUGAUCAAAAGUUUGCUGAUAUGCAAAAGUAUAUCCCUUUUUUAGAAGCCAUGAUUGCAAGGCUUACUAAAGCUAAAGAACGAGAUCCAUCAAGAGAAGAACAAUUAGGAAAAAUGCGGCAACUUCAUGGAAUUUUAUCAAGCAGCAAAAGAAAGUUGAAACUUGAAACGCUCAUAAAAUGCGAAGAUGUAUUACAAAAGCUGCACAGUAGAGUAGGAAAGUUUCAGGAAACUGAUGGUUUAAGCUUUUCAUCAAAGAAGAACGGAAAUUUAAAUGAAACGUCAUCAGAAUCGUCAGAAAAAAAGAGCAAGUCUAAAAGCUCAAAAGAUAUCAAUUCUAAGAAGUUAGAUGCUAAAUCUUCGCAUGUUGAAAAAACAAAAAUUAAAAAGAAAAUGGAUGAGACUCCAGCAAGUCCUAGUCCACCAGCUAGUCCUGAUCGACAGGGUGAGUCUACUGUAACGCCCAUUAUUAUUCCCACUGAACGUAAAAAUGAUUAUCCAAGUGAAAAGGCAGACAGUAAACCUGCAAGUCCUGAGCCUUGUGAAACUAUAUCAACAGCUCAACCAAUUAUCAUUCCAACUGAACGAAAAGAUGAACAUUCAGGACAUUCCAAGCGAUCAUCUAAUGAUUCCAGUCCUUCUAAGGGGAUUCGGAAGUUUUCUUCAGAUAAAAGUCAUUCUGAUGGUUUAGAUAAAGAUUUAGUAAAAAAUGAUUCAAAAAAAAAUCUUAAAAAAUCUGAAUCUUUAUCUCCAUCUCGAAAAAGUACUUUAUUAUUAUCCAAACCAGAAUUAUCUGGUCCACCUUUAUCUAUGGAGGACUUAGCUGAACUUCUUAAUGAAGAUUCUAAUAAAAAAAGCUCACAUUCAGAUAAAGAUAAAAAUAAAUUGAAAGAUAAGUUUUCACAAGACAAUAAAAAAAUCGACAAAGAUAUAAAGAUGACAGGACAGACUUCUCGUGAAGAUGAUGACGACAAUGAAAGACGUUGGGAAGAAGUAGAUAAACACAUUGUUAAAAUGACUGGUCGCAAAAAUUUUAAUUCAGGAAAAGUUGGGAAUUUUAAAUCAGAUAAACCAUUAUUUGGCAAACGAUUUGAAGAUAAACAUCGAUCACUUUCGCCAGCUUUUAAAAAUAUUGAUCGUGACUCACGAUUUUCUGAUAAUUAUGAAAGAUAUCCACGUCAUUUUCACAAUAACUCAGAUGUAAAUCUAAAGAAAAACAAUUUUCCCCAUCACUCAGACAUGCACCAACAAAGAAUGGGUCAACCGAAUCACAUGGGACCUUCAGAUGGUGAUUUUAGACGGGAUAACAUGGAUUUUUGUCGAGAUAAUCCAGAUUUUAGACGUGGAGAUUUUUAUGAUAUGCAUAAUCAAGGAGCAAUGCUCCACUCACCUGGUAAUAGUGGAUAUACCAACCCAUCAUGGAGUUCACAAAACACUAAUAUGCGAAAUCAUCCUAAUAGUCAAUUUCCAAAUUCUGGCAAUAUGCCAUCACAUCAAGAAAUGUGGGGAAUGGGACCGAAUGGUCCAGUAGAUGAUUACCCUCAACAACACCACAUGUCAAAUCGAUUUGGACCUAAUCGUGUAGGAAGGCCAAACAAUGAUCUAAAUUUUUCUGAUGACAUACCUCUUUCACCUUCACAAGGACCUAUUCCGUCCCUAAUGUCUGCCCCACCCAUGUUUCCCAAUCCUCAAUUUUGUCCCCAAUUCCCUGCUGAAAAUAGACCUUUCGAACCUCCUUUUGACCAUCCUAAUGAAUUUUCUCAAGGUCCAAGUAGACAAUGGGAACCUAAUCGCCCAAAUGAUAUACCUUUCGAUAGGCCUGUAGAUUUUCCGAGACAUCAAUGGGAUGGACAAUCUAAUAGGCCCAAUGAGCCAUCUUUCGACCGGCCAGAUUUUCCACAUGGUCCUCCAAGACAACCACAAUGGGAACCUUUAUCAAAUCGACCUCUCAACGAACCUAAUUUUCUUGAAACACAUCGAGGAAGAGGAAUCGAUAAUGCUUAUGGUCGAGGAAAUAAUAUAGAUUCUCCAUCAUGGUGUCGUGGAGGUAAUGGGCCCGGCGAUUGUCCACCCGGUAGAGGUAGAAAUCCGGAUCAUUUUCCGACUGAUAGAGGAAGACCCGGAGAGCCAGCUCUUAGUGGGUAUAAUCGUCGCAACGAGUGGGAUCGUCCAACAAACGAUUCUCCUAAUAGAUUCGGCCACAGAGAUCCUCGAUUUCGGCAGGAGCAAGUAAGUCAACAACCACCUGCUAUUGAUUCUCGGAAUCGAUCCGAGCAACCUCUUCAAUCUACAGUGAAUGCUUCAACUUCAUCUAAUGUAAGAAGGGAUCCUCGAUUAAUAAAAGAUAAUCCACAUCUUGCAAAAACCAAAGAUACUUCUCCAGUUCAACGGGAUCCACGACGAAGAAAUUCGGAUUCAAAAGAAUCCAACACUUGUUCAAAUCCCAAUGUCACACCACUAACGAACAAAAUUGGCAUUUCAGAAAAAGGGAAAGAUGCUAAUCCAAAUGAUGAAAAAUUAAAGAAGAAUUUAAUUGACAAUAAAUCAAGUAAUGAAAAAACCAUUAAAGAUAAAGAAACUAUGCAGUCGCCGUUAGAGCAUCUUUAUGGUGUUGUAGACAUAACUGCUAAAACUGGGAAAGGUUAUGGAUUUCAAAAAUUUAAAAUUCCUAAAAUUAAAAGACCUGAAAUUGUUCCUAGACCUCCAACUCCUCCGAAACCAUCUCGUGCGUCACGUGAUGAUGACGAUUGGAGUUCACCAAUCGAAAAUAAAAAUACAAAAUCACAAGAUAGUAAAAAGAUAGAAGUAACAAGUACAACAAAUGAAAAUAAUGAUCUCGCAGUCACUACUAGUUGUACUGAUGUGGCUCAUGAUUCCAAACAUUCUGAUGCAGAAAUACUGAGAAAAGAGGUACCUGAAUCAGUAAAAACUGAUGAAAGCGAUGAGUAUGAAUCGAGAAUUGAUACUUCUACUCCUAGCAAAAAAACUGACAUAAAGAAUCAAAUAAGUCCACCGAAAGAAAAUGAUAAUGAAGAAUCACUUGAAUCGUUUAUCAAAAGAUCAUUAGAAUCAGGUGAAGCUUGGAAACUUCUAGAACAAGCAAAAUUUCUUCGAAAAUUGACUGUAGCCUAUCAAACGAAGAAUCUACAUAACCAAAUGAAAAAAAAAUAUGUUGUGAGUGGGUCGGAAAGUAAUAGUUCUGAUUCAGAAGAAACUAUAAAGAAUAGAAAAAAAAUUUUGAAGAAGAAAAAAUCUGCAGUUAUAUCAGAUACUUCGGAUGAAGAAAAUCAAAGUGAAAAAAGCCAACAGGCAAGUCCCAAAUCAUCUAGAAAAAAUAAAAAAAGCCAGAGUACAGAGAAAAAAGAAAAACUAGCUGAUACUGACGUUGAAAAUGAAGAAGAAGACAACCAUGAUGAUGAUGAUAAAGAAACGAAAACUAAUGAUAACAAAUCUCCAACAAAAAAGAAAAAAGUAACAAAAAAGGUUAAAGGAAAAGAUAAGAAAUCGGAUGAAUUAACGAUUGAGGAUCCAGAAAAUAAAGAAGAAAAAACGCAAGAAGUGACAUCUGUCAACGAAGAAAAGAAACCCCGUAAGUUUCGACGAAGAAAUUCUUUGGAAAUGUUACAAGAAGAUAUACGAGAAAUGUUUAUCAGUGAAGGUGUUGUAACUGCGACUGGACAUCGAAUGUGCAGAUUGCAAAAAGAAUCUGAAAAAAAUGCAGAUGGUACUGAAAAAAGCUAUCGUUCUAUUUAUGUUACAAGUUCACCUGAUGGAUUAGAUGAAGAUUCAUCAGAAGAAAAAUCUUCUAAAAGAGUUCGAUCGAGAAGUAGAGCCCGAAGCCGAGCUAGAAGUAGAGGAAGGUCUAAAAGUAGAACAAAAUUACAGGAUAGAGCGAGAUCUAAGAGUAGAGGCAGGUCCAAGAGUAGAACCAGGUCCAAGAGUAGAGUAAGAUCACAAAGUAGAGAAAGAUCCCAAAGUCGAACAAGAUCUGAAAGCCGUACUAGGCCCCAAAGUAGAGCUAAGAAAAAUAAAACCCCUGAAUGCCAAGAUCCAGAAAAACCUCCAGUUCAGAGACGAAAAAGGAAUCCGAAACGUUCAAGUAAAAUUUCAAAAGAAACUGUAAGCAGUUCCGAUGACGAAAAUAAUUCUGGAACACCAAAGAAUGAUUCUAAUAUUUUAAAUCAAACAACUGAAACCUCAAUAAGUACAAAUCCUGAAGAAUCAGCAAAUCAAGACGUUGAAUCGAAUGAAAUAGAAGACUCUAACCGUACAUUAAGACGAAGCGAAAGAGUAGCCAUGAAAGAACCUCGAAUAAUAAUUGAAAAAACUGAGCUUGCGAAGAUUGAUUCUUCAAAAAUUAUGUUUGAUACAUCAUCUGAUGAGAGUUUUGCUAUUGACGUACCUGGACUAACCGCUGUUGUGGAUAUUUCGUUACAUUCAGAGCAACCAUCAUCACCAAUUGUGAACGAUCCGCCAACCAAUUCUUAUACUAAAGUUUCCCAAAAGACGAAGAAAAUUCGAAAACGCAAGGCCAAAGAAACUGACAAACAGUCUAGAGUCACGCCGUCUAUUAUGGAUGACGACAUUAGUAUGGCGUCAGACGUUUCAAUAACAAGUAGUAACGCGUCAAGUAACAAGAAAACGUCGAGUAUUUCAACGCUAGUAGAUAAUAACGAGGAAGUGAUAACAAAUAUUUUUGGAAAUUUUGUUGAAGAUAAAAAUAAAGAAACAUGUAAUGCAGAUAAUUCAGACGUUGACGUAGAAAAAGACAUGGACGAGUCCGAAAGUAUUAAAAAACCUCCGAUCAAAAGAAAGAAGAAGAAAAAUACUUGGCAAAUGGGUAUUGUACCACGAUGUAAAAAGAAAAGAAGUGUAAAUUCGAAUAACGAAACAGACGAAGCAUCUUCUCCGUUAUCUAUUGAACAGAAAAGUGAUGUGACUGCUGAUGAUUCAAGAAGUAACACUCCUAUUAUGACCAAAAGCAGUGAAAGUAAGAAAAAUAUCAAAAAUACAUCAAAUUCACCGAAAAAAUCUUCUUCAUCUUCGGUUAAUACUACUACCAUAUUGAAAGAUAAAGAAGCUGAAUAUCCUGAUCUGACACUGAAUCAACUGAUUGAAUAUGCUUGGACUGGUCAAGAAAAAUAUCAAUGCCUUCUUUGUCCAUUUUUGGGGAAAAAUAUAGUACAUCACUACAAAUCAGUUCACCCAAAGAAUGAAAUAAUGAUUUCCCGGUUGACUUACUUAGAUGCUAAACGUGCCAUAGAUGAAUCUAAGGAUGAAAUUUUCAUUAAGUGUUCUGAAAAACUCAAUAGUAGACCGAAUCGAAAGUUUAAUUGUAGAUUUUGUAUUUUUAUAUCAGAAGGUGUCAAAGAGAAUGCUAUUGAAAUGUUUUAUGAACAUUGUACUACUCAUACUGGUGAAUAUAGGUUUACUUGUAAGAGUUGUGGCUACCAAACAGUUUCUAAAUCAGCAAUAAAAACUCACUAUUAUAAAGUAUGUCGUAAAAACUGUGAUAAUAUUCUACUGUCUUACACUGAAGAUUCAAUACCCAAAGAAGAUUAUGUUCCAGGUUUUUUAUGUUCUCUUUGUAACUUUAUUCAAUUAAAAGAACAUAAUGUGCAAAAUCAUAUUGACAAACUUCACAAAGACAUCUCGAAUGUAGAAAUUAUAAAAGUCAAUAUGUCUGGUUUCGCCAAUAUAAAAGAUAACAAAGAUUUUGAAGAACAUUUUGAAGAACCUGUUGUAAAAGAGGAUUCUGAUGCUAUCUCGAUGGAUGAAGAUAGUAAUGCUAAAACUGAAGAUAGUGAUGAAAUUGAACAAAAGAAAUCCACUAAAGAUAAUGCUAGUACGAGUGCAGCAAUGAAAAAUGAUGUAAAUCAAGAUGAAGGGGAGAAUUCUGUUAUCAAAAACUUUAAUGCUUUUGUUUGUCCUCCUGAGCUUGAAAAGAAAGAGGUAGAAAUACAAUUGGAAAGACAAAAGAAAAUGCAACAGAUACUAAAUGAUUUGGGGAAAAAGCUUCAAAAAGAUUCUACUAAACGUGUAUCAAUUAUUGAUCAAUUGAAAGAUAAAAUGACAACAAUAGGUACAGAAUCUGAGCCAACUCAAUCGAUAAAUUUUGAACGUGUUGAAAAUGAUAAAGAAGAUAAUAUAACUCUUCAAGGAUCAACAAUAUUGGAUGAAAAUGUUAAAACUGAAAUUCAAACUGAUCCAUUACCGGUUGCACUUAAUUCAUCAUCUGUAGGAUCUGAUGAAGUAAUAGAUAUUGAUAAAAUUGAUGAUGACUCUAAUGAAGGAAAAUCUGAGAAAAAAUUAAAAGAUCCUUUAACUUCACUUCAAGAUGAUGUUCAAAAGAGUGAAACAGAAAUAAGUGAUGUAGAGCCAACCGAAGAUGUCAAUAGAGCUUUCGAUGAAUCUGAUUCUAGUGAAGAUGAUUUAGAAACAGAAGUUUCAACAGAUGUUAAUUCAUUGCUAAAAGAUGCUGAAACUAUAAAUGUACCUACAAAAGUAUCAAUGAUGACAACAAUCCAACGAUUAGCGGCUCAGCUUCAAAGUGCGAAGAGUUUUUCAGCGACGAAUAGUGAAGAUGUUGAAGAUAAUUCCCAUAAAGAGUCUGAUGUGUCUGAGAAUAUUGUUACCAGAGUUCCAGUGAUUACAUCCGUAGAAAGUUUAAAUAGAACUGCCGCAGAAAUUCCGUGUCAAACGGCUACAUUUGAAAGAGAAAAUGUACAAGGAAAUGAAGGUCCAAGGAACUUUAUUAGAUUACGAAGACUUAGCGGUGAUAAACUUUCUAAUAAUCAAAAUUCGACUGAAAGUAGUAUUGAUGAACCUAUUAAAGAAAAUCAGAAAGAUACUGAAUCAUCAAAUGAGAUUACAGCCAAUAUUCCCGAAAAUGAAGAAGCAGUGGAUGACGUAAAUAAUGAUUGUUCUUUCUUGAAAAUCGAAAAUGUGGUGAGUUUAGCACAACCUGAAAAACGUAUCAAUAGUAACAAUGAAACUAUUAUCACUGACAUACGUAAAGCUGUAGGAACUCCAGUCAGAAUUGUGGGCUCAUCAGUUCUCAAACAGCCUAUAGGCACUAAUAUCGUGAAAAAAAUUCAUUCAGUAACUACAACUGAAGGUUUAUUAACACGCUUACCUCCUAUUAAACCAGCACCUGCUAAAAAUAUUAAAUUUUUAAAAGUUGUACGAGGAUUAACAGUGAGAAAACCGAAAGAAUCUCCCCUUAGUACAGUAGCACCGAAACUUAAAACUGCCGAGGCAUAUCAAAUGAUGUUGACAGCUUUAAAACUUCGCCAUUUAUAUAAAUGUAUGGCUCGAGCAUGCACUUUCACAUCUGACUCUAUGGAAUCUUUUGGUAAACAUUUUAAUCAACAUGUAGAAAUGAACGAGCGGAAUAAACCAAAUGCAGUUUAUGAUUAUCAAAAAUGCCCUUACUGUAGUGAAUCAUUUUCAACGUGGGAUACUAUGAAAGCGCAUUACAAAUCAAAACAUUCCUUUUGUUCAUACCAAUGUAGCUAUUGCUUUUAUCGAGCUUUUACUCAAUCUUAUGUCGAGCUGCAUCAACUCGCAUCUCAUCCAAUCAAGCCUCUUUCUGUAAUAUUAGGUAUGAGAGAAUAUCAUGUACCAGAAAAGGUUGAUGUACGCGAAGUUAUACUACCUUAUGUCUGCAAACAUGCCUGUGAUAAAGUAUUUUUUGUUCCUGAAGCUUUCAUGUCACAUUUAAACACUAAACAUGAACCACCUCUAUCGAUUUUUUAUUGUCAUAUUUGUCCACAUUCCUGUUUAACGUCAAAACAACUUGUUUCUCAUUACAAGCUCCAUGGACUUUAUAAGUAUCAAUGUCUGUUUUGUAUUUUUGGUGCUGAUGGAUUGCGAGAAAUGCAUAGUCAUUUAAGUGUAAUGCACUGUAAUCGUCCUCCGAAAAUAUUAGAACGAUCACUACCUCCACAGCCAGCACGAGACAAAGAUGUUCUAUUACAAUUAAUUAAAAGAAAUCUUGAUGAAUCUUACAAGUGUACAGAACUUAAAAUUAUUAAUGAAUCAGUUCAAGAGUCAUCUGCACAAAAAAUCGCAAAAAAACGUCAGCCCCGACCAUCUACAACUGCUACGUCAAUUACUCCGACAAUUAUCACUGCUGGAAAAAGUACAAAUCCAGUGCCAAUUUUGCCACGACCGGUGCAAGUUGUUAAUCAACCAGCAGAAGUUCUCAAUUUACUCGAUAGAAAUAUUCCUAAAGAAUUUUCUGGACGAGUGUCUACUAUCAUUGUAAAGCCUAAUGAAAUAACUGUUAAAACUGCUAGUGGAUUCAAAGAUACUGGCGGAGUUUCGGUAAUAAAAACACCAGAAUCUAAAACAGACUCAACAGUAGCAAAAAUUGCAAAGAUUAUUGAGAAACCUAAUACAAAAAUUAAUACUAUGAAGAUAAAUCCACCAGUAGUAGACCAAACUAAAGUACAGCUAGUUCAUCAAGAGUGUGAAUUAGAAGUACGAUACGCUAAUGAACAGGUCAAAACAAAGAUAGCUAAUGCUGUGGAUCCACUAAGUAUUACUGAGGAAGACGAUUUACGCUGUGACGAAGAAUUUAUUAAUAUCAACCUCUUGGAUAAUCCUGAUAUUUUAAAAAGCGUAGAACAUUCAAAAAGUAAGGAACUAAGGCCGAGUGAUACUAAUAUUGCCAACAAUGAUGAUGAUAGUGAUAUAGAAAUCUUAGAAUACAUUCAGCACCCUAAUAAAACUUCAACUACAACAGAAACCACUGAAGAAAAUAAAACACCUCCAUCAUCAACCAAUUCUGAUUCAUUAACACUUGUUGAAACUUUAGAAGAAAAUUCCACUUCGACAGAAUCGAAAAAUGAAAAAAUGGAUAAGUCCACUGUAGACACACCUAGUAAUGAUACAGAAUCCUUGAAGCAAACCAGUGAAAGUAAUAUUCAAACUGAAACUAAGCCUGUUGAAGAUAUAGUUCAGCCAAAAACUUUAGAAGACAUCAAGGAUACAGGACUAGAUGGAAAUAAUCUUUAUAAAUGUGGCUAUCCAGGAUGUGAUUUCAACACAGAAACACCUUCUUGUUUAAAGAUUCAUAUUAAAGACUGCAAUUUUGCUAAUGAAAAGAAAGAAGUAAGCUGUCCACAUUGUAAUAAAAAGUUCGUCAAAGUUGGUUACUUAUUGGAACAUUUUAAAAUACAUGGACUGAAACGUUUUGGUUGUUCAUUAUGUAAAUAUCGAUGCGCAAUGUCAUAUCAAGCUUCAAAUCAUAUGAAAAUGAAACACAAGGUUGGCUCCGUUAAAAUGAUACCAGCAGAUCCUUCUAAUCCUUCAGAAAAUGGUCUUUUUAUCAUUCAUCCUCUUAAAACAAGUAUUGUCAAAAUUCGAGGGAAAAAAGGUAUGAAAAUCAUUACUAAGGGAUUUAUAACGGAAGAUAAAGUAAGUUAUAGCCCUUCGGAAAUAGAUUCUUUACCUCGCCAAGCAGUUUAUAAUCGUGAGGUCCAAUGUGCGAUUUGCAAAUAUACUAAUAAAGUUCGUUCAAAUAUAAUCCGACAUUUGCAACGUCACGCCAAAGAUGAAACAGUGCCUGAAUCUGGUCCAGUCAAUCCAGUUCCCUGUUUAGAUAAAAAAGAAAGAAUGUUUGAUAAAAUGGUUAAUUUAGCUAGUAGUUCUCAUCAAAAUGGACGCAUGGGUGGAGUAUCAAAAGAAGCUGUGACACCGAGUGAAAUUGAAUCACUGCCAAAAUACGUCCCAGAACAUAAAAGGUAUGUCUGCAGCGUCCCAGAAUGUAAUUAUCUUACCGUGGAUGAAACAAUGUUGCGGUGUCAUUUGAAAGCCUUGCAUUCAGAAGAACAAUGUUUUCGAUGUCCUCACUGUCCUGCACCAUUGCCCGGGCAAGAGUCGAGAAAUAUACCAAUUGACAAAAUGGGUGUGCACUUAAAAAUUCACGACACCAGAUUAUACAAAUGUUCUCACUGCAAUUAUCAUCAUUAUCAUAGAUACGUUGUUGAACGUCAUUUAACAGACAAACAUCCGGAAAAAAGACCUUUCGUAAAAGUAAUACGAGAAAUAGUUACUCCAGAAAAUACACAACAAUCAACUACAGCAGAAGAUAAUGAGGACGGACCUGCUGACAAGGAUGGAAAUUAUUGGAAAUGUAAUAUUUGUGAUUAUAAGUGUGUUUAUAAAUCUGAAAUGGUUUCUCACGCUUUGUCAGUACACAAUGAGAAGGCCCAAUUUAAGUGUUCAGGUUGUCCAUUUAAAACUACAGCAAGAAUGAGUUUAGAGCAACAUAUUAUUGCGAAGCAUUUGAACGUUGAAGACAUUGAUUAUACAUUGGUUUUUGAACGAAUUAAAGGACCAAGAAAAGGAAUUGAAAAUCUAGAGCAAUCUACUCCUGAUGAACCUUUUGAUACCACUCCUUUGUGGCGUAGAGAUAUGCCUAGAAUUCGACACAUUCGGGGAAUACUUUUAGAAGAUGAAACUGAAGUAUCUGCAACUGAGACUUCUGUGAAAGCAACAAAACGUAAGAGUGAAUUAGAAUUAACUUCGAAGCCAAGUAAAAUGAUCAAAACGAAAUCGAUGGAUGGAACCGGUUCGAAUGAAGGUAAAACUAAAACUGAUGUAAAGAGUGCCACUCCUGAUGGUUCAAGUGAAUUAAAAGAAGAUAUAAAACAAAAAUUGGAAGAUCAUUUCAAGAAAAAUAGCGCUGAAGAUUUAGAUUCUUUAGAUGCUGAAUUUUAUGGAAAGCCAGAUUCAAUGUACUAUGUUUGCUCACUUUGUCCUGAUUAUAAAUCGAAAUUCCGACAGGAUAUAAAAGAACAUCUAUACCGAGACCUUAAAUACUGGCGAUGGCAUUGCAAAACCUGCGGAUAUUUAACUAUUUCUCAAGCACAAAUAACUAAACAUGUGAACAGACAGCAUAAAAAUGAAAAACCAGAUGUUGUAGCUAUUAAAAGUAAUCCACAAAUCGAAGCUUGGGUACACAAUUUCUUGCGAAAACAGUGGGCAAUGAUGCGAGGAAUUUCGGAUGAUAUUUUAUCAAGUCCUGAAUCAAAGUUAACUAAAUUAUCACCAAGUACAUUACCAACUAACUCUUCUAAACCUUCACCAUCUAAAGUUGAUUCAACAAUAAUUUCUAACAACUCUGAAAUUCCUGUCAUACCUUCUUCAACUAUUACUUCUUCCACUGUUGUAAAAACUGCUGAUCUUACUGAAACGAUCACAAAUAUGCCAAGUGUGAAUAAAAUAAAGGUGAAUGUUGAGCCUGAUGUCAGUAUGGAGGAUGAUCAAGAAGAAGAUGAUGAUGAUGAUGGCGAUGCUCUUAUAAUUGAUAGUAGAGAAGAUGUAGUAGAAGAAAUUGAUAAGCCUGUAGAUAAAUCUAACCCAGUAUCUGCAAACGAAGUAAAAGAACCUGGACAAACUUACGUUUGUAAGCACUGUAACACGAAAUUUAGUCGAUGGCGUGGCUUCAAGCUACACAUUCAAAUUAAUCAUCUUAAACGUCUUGGAUUCUUAUGUCCUUAUUGCGAUAGAAGUACAAAUUCUGAAGGAAUGAUGAGUCAACAUAUUCGAGCGAAACAUCCAGGAUGUCCAGAAGAAAUAAUUCAUAAUCCUGCAGCUGGUGGUCCUGAUCUUUCAGAUGAAUUUUGGGAAAAAGAAUAUGGGCUAGUACUUCCUAAAAAAACAAAGAAGCGAAAAUGUAAGUCAAGCUCUACUGAAGAUGCUGUAGAUAAUCUAGAAAAAGUCGGAACAUCAGAUAUUUGUAAAAUUUGUGGAUUUACUGCUAUGAACUUUACUGGAUUGAAAGCUCAUAUGAGAGCUCAUGCUAAUAAACAUACAUUGAAAUGCGUAUAUUGCAGUUUUACAGCUAAUUCAACAUCAGAUGUUUGGCAGCAUUCAGAAAUAAAUCAUCCACUAUCAGAGUGGAAAGCUGAAGAGAUUCCUUCACCAGGAUCAUCAGAAAGUCCUUCAGUACAUGUGUAUUCAAAAAGCAAUAAUGAAGAUUAUAGUAAAGAUAUUGAAGAAGAAUCUAUUGAACCUAUCAUUGAAAAUGUUGAUACUCAUAUCGUUUUUGGAUGUUUUUAUUGUAAUUUACGCACUACUUCUUUAGAAUCUGUUAAAACACACUGGAGUACCAUUCAUAAAGAUCUCAAUUCCAAUUCUAAAGUAAAAACUGGUGUUCCUUUUAGAUAUAAAGAAAUUCCUGUAAAAAUAUCAGCAAAUCCAAAAUUAGUAAAAUGUGGAUAUUGUCAAAAAAGAGGAUCUUUGAGUCAAUUACGAAAUCAUUGUAAAUCAAAACAUAGGAAUUUGCCACUUAAAUUUGUUGAAGCUACAGACAGAUCACGUGAUAUCUGGGUUUGCCAAUGGUGUAAUGAAGUUUGUGAAACACAAUCACGAAAUGCUCAUCACAAUAUGUUCCAUUCACAUCUUCUAUUUUCAUUUAAAAUAAAACAUGAAAUUCCAAUGGUUCAGAAAGGAUAUGUUUGUCCUGUAUGUAAAUUUGUCAGUGUUUCUCUAAUGAAAAUGAAAACUCAUGUGUCGAAGCAUUAUGACAAAUACAAAUGCAAAAGAUGCGAUCAAUGUUUCUCUUCAUUUGCUUUAGUUACUCAGCACAGCACAAAAGAACACCCAGGAUUGUCUACAAAUAUUGAAGGAUUCGUAUCGAAUCUUGAUGCAUUGAUGGCUGGUGUUUCUGAAACUGAUUUUACUGAACAUUUUCCUCCUUCUACUGAUGUUCCUCCACCUUCGAAUGAUAUUUUUAGAAACCUUGGAGUUGCUAAAAAAUCAACAACCAAACAAAUAGUUAAACCUAUUGCUACUUCCAUUAAAGCAGUUGCUAGAAAAUCAACUAAUCCAUUACCAAGAUAUCCUCCAGGUAUUGUCUUUGAAAUUGGUGAUACCGACAAUAAUGUUGAAAGUGUGGGUCCGACUGCAUCUUUGGUUGGAUUUAGCUAUUAUGGUAUUCCAAAAGAAGAAGUUGACUUGUCAAAUUUGAAUACCACAAUGGCUGUUGGUAGUGCGCGAAUGAAAGUGAAAUGUACACAUUUAGCGCAAAUAAUUAAUAUAGAACCUCGUGUGGUAUUAAAGGAUAUAAAAAAAGCUACAAACUUCCCCUCAGUAUCAUAGUAACCAAAAUAUAUCAAUGUUCAUUUAUAAUUAAUUCAUUUCAUUUAUUAUUUAUUUGUCAUACUUAUUUAAUACUUUGAACUUAAGAUGAGCCAGGUUUAGAUAUUAAUUAUGUUUUGUUUGGUUUUGUUUGUUGAGAUGUGUUGUCUGGACAAAUGUUUUUAAACUAUUAAGACUAAUUUAAUUAACUAAAAACCAUUUUUUUGUCAUUAAUACUCAUGUAUAUAUAUAUAUAUAUAUAUAUAUAUACAUCUGCAACAAAAGCUUGUGUGAAAGAUUAUGUAAAAUGUCUUAAAAGAAUUAUAGAAUCCUCUAUAACUUAUUUUUAUGGUGGUCAGAAAAAAAUUGUUUUAGAUCAAAACUUGGCUCGAAAAAUGAAGACUGAGACUGUCUCAUAUGUACAUAGUGUAAACUAAUGAAAAUAUUAUUAAAAGAUAUUUUUGAUUUUU